Synchytrium microbalum is the source of this 2169-nucleotide messenger RNA. RefSeq lists its product as uncharacterized. Gene Ontology annotation, biological process: amino acid transmembrane transport. The record is from RefSeq and is a predicted model, not a curated record. The coding region runs from base 1 to 2169 and encodes 722 amino acids. Gene Ontology annotation, molecular function: amino acid transmembrane transporter activity. The transcript is spliced from 10 exons. NCBI's taxonomy places the organism in Eukaryota, Fungi, Chytridiomycota, Chytridiomycetes, Synchytriales, Synchytriaceae.
AUGGAUCCUCGAUGGCCUGAUAAACCAGCUGCAUACCCUCCUGUUGCCUCGCCCCACAACCGUCGAGUCGUCUCAAAUUCAAAUGGUCUGCCAAUUCCACAAUCCUCGGCUCUUCCUACUGACACUAUGGCUAGAUCUCUACCAAGAGCUAUUCCCUCGGCUGCAUCGCGUCGUCAACCUAUCGACUCGGAUGAUUUCGACGAAAACACUGCUCUGCUUCCCAGCAAAGCGUCCGCUCAUCAGGCUUCUUCCUUCUCGGAUCGUAUACGCAAAGAAGCCUCAUUCAAGGCCGAAUUCUCCAAAAAAUCCGCAAUACCUUCCUCAUUUGCAAAUCCAACUCUUGCUGAAGUCCCUUAUGUCGGCUCCUACUCUGGACGCGCCGUCUUUGGUAGUAGACCAAUCGACGACACCUUAACUGAAGGAGAUGUAGCGAAGGUUGUAGCUGAACAUCUGGUAGGAAUCGAUGAACAGGCUCUGUCUUCCUCUCCUGGAUUACUGGAUGCCACAUUCAACUCGCACACUCUGCACGGUGGCGAUACAACCAGUGAGAUCUACAAAUGGGUAGAACGACGAUUGGUGCCAAAUGAAGCUACUCGCCAGCGUCGUAAUUCAGAUCCAAUACGUGACGUGCGAUUUAGAUCUCCUUCGCCAGAAACGGAUCAUCCCAUUCUCACUGCUUCUGCAUUACGAGAACCUGGCAUGUUUCGAAGGUUUUAUCUUCGAAACCAAGCUAGAAAGCAUGGGAGGCCAGAACCAUCAAUAUUGACUAGGAAUUUCGUUGAUUUCCUCGCACUUUUUGGCUAUUAUGGUGGCGAUGUGGAACCAGAAGACGACAGUGACGAUGACGACAUACCACCAACAGGUGAAACCGCUCCACUGCUCUCUGGACAGUCACCACUACGUAGAACCAAUAGUUUUGCCACAGCUGUCAGCAAUUUAGGUGGUACUUCUGCGAAAAAGACCUUCUUUUUGCUAAUGAAGGCCUUUAUUGGAACCGGUGUCUUGUUUUUGCCAAAGGCCUUUGCUGAAGGUGGAAUGUUGUUCUCCUCCCUCGUCAUGAUAUUCAUUGGAGCAUUGACGCUUCAUUGUAUGAUAUUGCUCGUGGAUACAAGUCGUCAAGUCGGUGGUUCAUUUGGUGAUUUGGGCUACAAGUUAGUUGGGCCAUGGAUGAGAGACGUCGUCCUAUGGUCUAUCGCGCUGUCGCAAAUGGGAUUCUGUACAGCUUAUUUCAUAUUCGUAGCCAAAAGCUUGCGAGAUUUGGCAAUGUUGGCUACAGCUUGUAAAGUUAUUCUGCCAGACAUAUUUUUCAUUAUUCUGCAACUUGUAAUUUAUAUUCCAUUGUCCUUUGUCAGACGCAUCAAGGGAUUUGCCAUCACUUCCUUGAUCGCAGAUGUCUUCAUUUUAUUGGGUCUCGCCUAUAUCUUUACAUAUGACAUUUCUGUGAUAGCCAUGCGUGGACUUGCCAAGGGAGUUGUACUGGGCGUGAAUGUAGAAGGGUUUAAUGUAAUGAUUGGAACAUCCCUUUUCGCAUUUGAAGGGAUUGCCUUGAUCGUACCUGUUGCUGAGGCUAUGAAGAGACCAAAUCAGUUUUCAUCUACACUGACAGUCUGCAUUGUAAGUGUGGGCUCCAUCUUCCUUGCCUCUGGCAUUCUUGGCUAUGCAGCAUUUGGAAACAAGCUAGAGACGGUGGUUUGGUUGAACAUGCCAAAAUCAGAUCCCACUGUGUUGGGAUUGCAAUUCUUAUACGCCCUUGCAAUACUUCUCAGCUUUCCCCUCACUGUAUACCCUUCCAUUCGAAUCACAGAAUCCAUGCUCUUCUUACCGAUCUACAGUGGGAAAACUCAACCUCGUAUCAAGUACUUGAAAAAUCUAUAUCGAACCGUGCUAGUAGCUUUCUUGGCCUUCUUGAGCUUUGUAGGAUCCAACCAGUUAGAUAAGAUUGUGGCCUUGGUGGGAUCGCUAGCUUGUAUUCCAUUAUCCUUUAUCUAUCCAACGCUCUUUCACUUGGUGCUAAAGCGUCAACAUGGUGGAAAGUUGACUGCCGAACAAAUCAAGGAUGCUGGCAUUCUCAUAUUUGGAAUCGUUAUAUGUGUAUACAAUACCUCAAUCACAGUCGCUUCAUUCUUUGAUAGGGAUCCUGAUGUCCCUGUCGACAGAUGUCGAACCUAG